CAGCCGCCUCGCAGGUAACGCCCUCGCCCUCAACUGAGAGCCCAGUGCUCCUAUUUUGCGAGCCGACUGACGCGCUUCGUGCUAUACUGCUAUUCCUCUCUUGUUCGGCUACCCCGGCCGGGAAGGGAAGGCAGCCGUCCUCUCCGCACCUCCCCUGCUCUCCUCGACCUCCGACGCACCCCAGACACCGCAGAGAUGCAGAACCCUAGCGGCCACCACCCCGCGACGGCCGCCCCGUCGUCGGCGCCGUCCAAGGGCAAGUCGUCGGCGCCGAACCCUAGCGGCCACCACGCCGCGACGCCGGCGCCGUCGGGGACGCCGUCGAAGGGCAAAUCAGCGGCGGCGCAGGCCGCGGCUUCGGGCCAGGGCUCCUCUUCCCACCACCACACUGCCGGCGGUGGCGGUGGUGGCGGCGGCGCCGACGCGUCCGCCACCACCCUCAAGCGCAAGCGCGGCGUCUUCCAGAAAGACCUGCAGCACAUGAUGUAUGGCUUUGGGGAUGAUCCAAAUCCACUUCCAGAAACCGUUGCACUUGUGGAGGACAUUGUUGUCGAAUAUGUCACUGACCUGGUGCACAAGGCGCAGAAUGUUGCCUCAAAGAGAGGGAAGCUACUGACGGAGGAUUUUCUUUAUCUUAUACGCAAGGAUUUACGAAAACUGCACCGUGCUACUGAGCUACUGUCCAUGAAUGAAGAGCUCAAGCAAGCAAGGAAAGCUUUUGACGUGGAUGAAGAGACGCUGGCUACGACUAACAUAUGAUGUCUUCGUAGUUGUACAAUCUGCAUGUUAGAGUAACUAGUACAGAUGCACUGCAUGUGUCGGACAACUGUUGGCAUCGACUUGUAACUUUUCUGGUACAAAUUUUAGUUACUUUCCUGACAGUUACUGCUAUGGUUGUAUGCCCUACUCAGUGAAGAUGAAAGGUUUGCUGUUUCAACACAUCUUAAUGUAUAAAUGCAGACUUUUUGUUUGUGUUGAACCAGACAACUCAUGAACAUUGCUGGCGGGGGAGAUAGUUGAAAAGUAAAAUUGCCAGACAAUUUACAGAUA
Messenger RNA from Sorghum bicolor (sorghum), 1050 nucleotides. RefSeq names its product transcription initiation factor TFIID subunit 13. The transcript has 5 exons. Gene Ontology annotation, molecular function: protein heterodimerization activity. NCBI's taxonomy places the organism in Eukaryota, Viridiplantae, Streptophyta, Magnoliopsida, Poales, Poaceae. The record is from RefSeq and is a predicted model, not a curated record. Gene Ontology annotation, biological process: transcription by RNA polymerase II. Bases 196 to 759 code for a protein of 187 amino acids.